Messenger RNA from Thermothelomyces thermophilus ATCC 42464, 1531 nucleotides. RefSeq lists its product as uncharacterized. The record is from RefSeq and is a predicted model, not a curated record. The transcript is spliced from 6 exons. Bases 210 to 1304 code for a protein of 364 amino acids. Gene Ontology annotation, cellular component: intracellular anatomical structure. Gene Ontology annotation, molecular function: transaldolase activity. Gene Ontology annotation, biological process: pentose-phosphate shunt, non-oxidative branch; carbohydrate metabolic process. Lineage: Eukaryota; Fungi; Ascomycota; Sordariomycetes; Sordariales; Chaetomiaceae.
GUUGCAAAGUCAUCAUCAACAGGCUGUAACUCUCAUCCCGCCGCGGCACCGGUCUCUAGGGACAAGACAAAGUAGUGUAAUGACAUACCGAAUACUCCGUACCAUACCUUACCCGACUUGUCCGGAACAGUAACUCAACUCUCUUCAUACCAAUCGUCUUCGGAAGUACCCAACGCAGCACGGCCGAGGACCCCGGAGAGAUUGCAAAGAUGGCUACCCUCCUCGACCAAUUGCGGACGCUAAGUAGUGUCGACUGUGACACUCUGGACGCACAAGUGGCCGAACAGUUUGGCCCAUUUGUUGACUGCACCUCAAACCAGGCCAUUGCGUUUGCCGAGCUAUCCAAAGUCGGCAGCGAUGGGAAACCCCUUCACCGACAGUUGAUCGCCGACUCCCUCAAGGUCGCUCACUGGCAAUUUGGCAAGCAGAAAGAUGCAACGCUAGAGGAGCUGGCAGUCGAGCUGAUGAUGGUCAACCUCUCCCUUCGGAUGGCCCCCCACACAACCGGUUAUGUACACGUGCAGACCAACCCAAAGCUGGCCUAUUCCGCCGAAAAGACGGCCAAGAAUGCCGAGCGAAUCAUCUCCCACUUCAAGCAGCUUGCCCCUGACUUUGACACCAGCCGCGUCUGCAUCAAGAUCCCGUCUACCUGGGAAGGUCUCCAAGCCUGUCGGGAGCUCGAGAAGAAGGGCAUCGCCACCCUGGCCACCAUUCUCUUCAGUCUCGAGCAGACGGCCUUGGCAGCCGCCGCCGGAUGCCGCUACAUCGCCCCUUACGUAAACGAGUUACGCGUGCACUUCGACUCUGGCUACACCGACCCCGACCCCGCCCUCGCCUUCACCGGCGUGGCCCAAGCCUACCUCGACUCCCUCCCAGAUAACAGCGACACUUACGACAGCAGCGGCAGCGGCAGCAACGGCGGUGGCAAAAGAACCAAAGUCGUCGCCGCCUCGCUGACCUCAGUCGACCAAGUCAUGCAGCUCGCCGGCGUCCACCACAUCACCAUUCCCCCCCGGCUCCUUGCCGAGCUCGCCUCUACGCCGGCCGCAAGCUGGCGCGGCGCCCCAGCACAAGCCGCGCGGGCCGUUGGCGCAGCGGGUGUUGUUGCCCCGCCGGCGGGCGAGGUCCGGCGUGGUCUCGAGGCCGCGGUGCGCGACGAGGCGCUGUGGCGGAUGGCCUUUACGCGCGCAGAAGGCGGUAGGUGCGAGGGCAAGCUGGCGCAGGCACUGAGCAUCUUUGCGGACAUGCAGGAGCGGCUGGAGGAGAUCGUCCGCCGGGCGGAAAGGGGCGAGGAGGGAGCAUAGGUAGUGCGGCGUGGGGGGUGGGGGGGUGGUGUGACCACUUUGAAUAGGAAGAGUCGGGUCGGGCCUGAGUGUCGUCUCUCCUUUGCUUGUUUCGGCUCGGGAAACACUCACAUACACUUGGACUAUCAUCAUUGGCCUUCUCAUCUAAGAGAGCGAGUACAAAGUGUUGUUGCCUUGAAACAAUCGCACAAACCACAGUUCAUUACGACGCCGUUGGGGGACUGACU